UGAAGGGAACUUGUCGGGCUAACAGGUGACAGCUUGCUGCCAACACGAAAGCAUCGGCGAAACAUGAGGUACAACACAAACAAAUAGACAGAAUUCUCAACGGACAUGUCCUGCAAGGGCUAAUUUUUUAUUCUUGAUAUGAAUGUGUCCCAGUGAAAAGGGAAAACGGACAGAUCGUUGUUGUAGAACGAAGGAAGACUCUUAAUUGAGACCACGCCAUCCAUCCGUAACGAAGCGGCUAAGAGGCCUUCAAGGUUGCUUUAAUCUGGUGUGGCCAAUUCAGCGAUAAGAUCCUCUGGUGGUAGUGAGGCUGUUGAUCCCAUUGAGUGAGAGCUGAGGGGUGGCUGUGCAAGCACAGAGCGGCUCAGCAGGCGAGUACCCACGUAGACUAUAAACCGGGAUAUCCACCUACGACUUGAACCGUUACACAACGCUUUGGCAGAGCAGAGCAAAACACUGUGGCAUGGACAUUGACAUUACGAUUAUGAAAAUAGACCGGAUUUAGGUUUCUAAGUACAGACCGACUACCCACGACGUGGUGCGGGGACUUCACCAUGAACAUCCGAGGUUUAAGUGUUUUUCGGAGUUUGGAUAUGUUCUCAGCGGUAUCCGGGAUAUUCAGGAGGUCCACAGACUCCGGAAUUCCGGCUUUGGCUGUGCUUUGGGCCUUUCUUUCCACGACUGUUUCCCUCGCUUGCAGCUACAGCUUCAUCCAUCCUUUCUGGCUACUUCAUCCGGAUUAUAUUCAUUCCUUUGGCGUGUAUAACUACUGUUACAAUCACCCGAAACUUUACCGGCAAAUCUGUGAUACGUUCGGUGGUUAUUUCAGCUUUUCGAACCUCCCGUCCCAGGCGUGGCAGGCAGCCUGUGUCCUGUACGGUAGCGGCUGCUCCCUGAUGUUUGUCAGUACACUGUGUGCCUGUUUGUGCCUAUGUCUGUCGCGACCCUGUGAUCAGAGAUUAGCUGUCAUCGGCGGGGGACUGCAAAUAACGGCAGCAUUGGUCCUGAUCCUGGGAGUUUUGGUGUAUCCUCUAGGGACAGACUCGGAUUUACUGAGCUAUUACUGCGGAACGUCGGGACGGUAUAGUCUGGGACAUUGUGACAUAGGAUGGUCCUAUAUGAUGGCGAUAAUGGGCUCAUCCUUGGCGGUGUUUUGUCCUGUGCUCGCUUACUUCAUAGACACGGGCAAAUCUCAUAAAAACACGGAUGUGUUGUUAUGAUGACUUGAGAAUAACCAGUAAUAGAGGACAGAAAGCAAGUCGUCGUCUGAUUCAUAUUCAUGAGGGAAGAUGAGGUUACCGUUAUUGAUAAACUUGUGACCCGUAUGUGUGUCUUUGGAAAUGGGAGAAGAGCCGUCUUGGUACUGUUUCAAGACGGGUUGAGAUCAUGUAAGUGUUUGACCCCAAAAAUAUGCACCACGGAUUCAUGAACCGCUAUCGCAUCCUGACCAAUAGUGAGAUCUUAUGACCACGGCGCCAUGGACUUAUUCACCCUUUCAUUCAUAUGCGUGUAAAACCUGUGGAAAAGUCGAUUUGCAUAUCACGACGAUAUCAUUUCAUCAAAAAUAGGCCUUUACAUGAAAUAAGUUUUGGAUCCGGAUUCAGGACAGUUCAGAGGUUUUGUCACGACCAGGAUUGACAAUGCAUCCGGUUUAAUUGAUUAUCUCCUGUGUCGUCAAGUGGCUGAAAUGUGAUUCAGAAAUUCGUUACAUGUUUAUAUUAAGAACAAGGCAAGGCAACCGUGGAAGAUCACGUUAGACCUAAAACCACCAAGAAAACUCCUUCAACCGGGAUUCUAUAGUUAUAUCUUGUCUCAAAGAAGACAACUUUACCAGAAAAAAACAUUCACAUGUUGCCAUAGAGGAAUAAAGGAGAGAAAGCGCGGAUUCCUAUACUAUUGUCAAUAUAUGAAAUAUCCUAUUGGCUUACUUAACAGGGGAGCAGACAAUUUUUUGUGUACAGGUAAAAAUACUGGUAAAGUAAACAUAACUUUGGAAUGUUAAUAAGACUGGGUGUCUAAUAUGUAUGUAUGUUAAACAAUUUUCACAACGUGUCUGUGACACUGAAAGUCAUCAUACAAACCACUAAAAGAUACUUAAAGAGUACUCAUUCAUAAUUUAUUAAUUAAAUGAGAAGAUAUAUCCAUGUCCUAUGUGCUAAGUUACUGUAAGUAACUGCACUAGAAUGUUUAUACAAGGCUUAUUAGCUUAAAAAUUGGACCGUCACAUAAAGAUGUCUUGGUUGUUAAUUCCAUUGUCCUCGUUUGUUUUAAAAUAUGGUUUUAAUUCCAUAUUGCCCAGAAAGAUUAUCCAACAGCUUCGGAAAUCAUUAUUUUUGUCAGUGAUUGAAUGAUCAUGUUCAACAACGCUUUGAUGUGGAGUGUAGUUAGCUUGCUUAGGGACGGGGUGUUGUAUUUUCUACCAAUGAUUGAUAAUCAUCUUUGUAUGUGCCAAUGAUUUAACCACUUAAAAGCCUAUGCAAAACACUUUACAGAUGAAAUGUGUGCGGACGUCCUUAAGCCUUAGCAGCCACACAUGCCACAAAGUUACGCAUACAUGUAUGUUGCCUCAGUAAUCCUCCACGGCCAUUUCGAAACAGUCAAUUAACUCACGAGCAGUGAGGUCGUUGGGUCGAUUCCGAUUAUUGCUAGUUCAGGUUCGGCUUUAAAUAAGUCGUUGGUUAGCCACCUGGUGAGGGGCGGUGCUUUACUCCGGGUAUUCCAUUUCUCUGCCACCACAAAACUGACAGGAAAUGAAUUGAAUGAAAAGUGACAGCUUCGAGUUCGGCGAGUAAGGUUUUAAAGGCGGUAUAAUGUACUUGCGUUCUAUUAAAGUCACUAGAAAGUUUUGCGUGUGUUGAGAUCACCGGCGCUGCAGUACUUUUGAACUCAAGGUCGUGUGAAUGCGAUGCCGAUUCGUUUCGAAAACAGCCAGUUGACACAAGAUCAGUCAGGUUACUGGCUCGAUUCCAACUGUUCACAGUGUAAAUGAAGGCGUUUGUCUGACACCGUGCAGGCGAAACAGGGAACUUUAAUGCGGGCAUUCCGUUUUUCUGAAACCUUAAACAUGACAUAAAAUGAAUUAAAUGAAAAAUGACAACUUUUCUAGUACGGCGUUAAAAACUUAUAAUGUAUAAUGUACUCGUGUUGUAUGAGCAUCACCAGAAAGCUUUGUGUGUGUUAAGAUUGCCGAAGUGUUUUUGAACUCAAAGUCGUGUAAAUUUGUUGCAGAUUCGUGGGUACACAUAACCUUCUUGUUUUUGUUUAACCUUUUUUACUACAGGUUAGCUGUGGGCGCAGCCUUCUUCAGUUAGACCACUUUACAGUUUUAUUCAGACUAUGGAGUGAGGUUUGCACAUGUAAAUGCUACUCUUGUCGUUUCAGAGUCUAAUGUAAAUUGAUCUUUGAUUAUUUGGAUG
This is a messenger RNA of Liolophura sinensis, 3416 nucleotides long. Its product is annotated as LHFPL tetraspan subfamily member 6 protein-like. NCBI's taxonomy places the organism in Eukaryota, Metazoa, Mollusca, Polyplacophora, Chitonida, Chitonidae. Gene Ontology annotation, cellular component: membrane. The coding region runs from base 555 to 1220 and encodes 221 amino acids. The record is from RefSeq and is a predicted model, not a curated record. The transcript has 2 exons.